Molecule: messenger RNA, 1269 nt
Organism: Bactrocera neohumeralis
Lineage: Eukaryota; Metazoa; Arthropoda; Insecta; Diptera; Tephritidae
Exons: 3
Coding region: 536-1159 (207 amino acids)
Source: RefSeq, a predicted model, not a curated record
AUAUAUUUCAAUACGCUGAGGGGGGAUGAAUGUAGUAGUUUUGAUGUAAAUUUAUAACAUUUGGCAAGCUUGUACGCAACAACAAUGAUGGUGGUGAGAUUAAGAGAAAUACCUAUGCAAACAGUGCGCUCUCGUACAUAUACGGUGCUUCUAGCUUUUGUAAACUGAAUACCGGCGCAUGAAUUUAUAAACGAACUCUACUUUUUAUAAAUAACUUGACCUUAGCUAACUCGUCUAAUAAUCCAUUGUGUGGUGGCGUUUACAUCCUUAUCUUUAAGUGCAACAAAAUCAGCUUGAAAAACAUCAGAUAAAAAUUUGAAAAAAAGACAGUGCAUAUGAGCAAACGCAUGAACGAUACGAGUAUGCAUACAAUUGCUUUCACAUAUGUAGAUAUGCAUAAGCGUACCGGAGCAACGCGGCUAAUCAAGCCAUCAGCCAAUGUUUUGAGAUCCUUAAGCAUCUCGGCUCUUUUUUUGUCGCAGAAAGUGAAAGCCCUUUACGUUGUUCACAUUACGUUAUUGACAUAGGAAUAAGUAUGAAAUCUCUACUUGAUCUGAACGACGAUUGUCUCAUAGAAAUAUUCAAAUACCUCAGCCUUGUGGAAGCGUUUAAAGUAAUCGAUGUGCGCAACGCACGUCUUACGGAAAUCGCACAUCAAAGAAUUUCAACAUUCAAGGAGCUCAAUAUUACAAUACGAGAAUUUCCGAAUUUCAACGCAGAGCAGCUGCGAAUAAUAGGUGAAAAUAUAUACAGCCUUAGUAUGACUUGCGGAUACUCAAUACCAACACAAAAUGUAUUAAAUAUAAUGCAGCCGCUCUGCAAAGGAGCUGCCGCUACUAAUCAAUUGCGCGUGUUUUCGCUAAAUUAUGUAUAUUUCAAUAAAGAAUACUGUCAAUACAUCGGCAACGCAGCGGCAAAGUUACAAAAGCUCAAUUUGAAUUAUUGCCAACUAACCGACAAACUUUUAACAGACUUACUGAAGAGCUGUAACGAUUUAUUAGAACUAGAAAUAUUGGGCAAUUACACGUUGAACGGGGAGUUUUUGAACAAACUUCACUUACCUACCUUACGAGUACUCAAAUUGGAAUUGCAUGCGGAGUGGAACUAUCCCAUGGAGAAUUUUAAAAUUAAAAACCCAAAUGUUAAAUUGAUAAUAUAAGAUGCUGAAGUCUUAGAUAUGUUGCUAUAUUCAAUAUUUUAUACUUACAAAACUAAGUAAAUACAAACUGUAUAAAGCAAAUAAAUGAAAAAAGAAGAACUCAAAAUAUA